This is a messenger RNA of Rubroshorea leprosula, 5334 nucleotides long. Lineage: Eukaryota; Viridiplantae; Streptophyta; Magnoliopsida; Malvales; Dipterocarpaceae. The record is from the annotation of a GenBank genome assembly.
AUCCAUAACUGAACCAUUAUUCUAACAACUGACAGUGUAGUUGGCGAUGUGUCUAUCAGUCUACGUCGAACGUCGUGACCAUCCACCUACUAGGAUUUUAGCCUUUUUCCCAUUUGUCCAUCUGAUGUAUAUAUUUGGCAAAAACCUAUUUUUAAUCUCUCACCUUAUCAAAUUAAGUUAGAAAAUAAGAUAACCAAACAUUAAAAUUCAACAUUGAAAGAAUAGGCCUAAAUAAAAAAAGCAAUGGAGACAGAGUGUGGAGACAGGGGACGAUACGGCAACGGCAAAUCGACAACCGGUUUCAAGGAUUUCGUGCACAAACUGCCAGCUUACAACAAGGGUUUACUGAAGCAAUGUGUGUCAUUCCACUUCUACAAUUUUCCUGAAGAUUGGGGAGCGAAGCAACUUUUCUUUUUCAUUAGGAGAGCGGUGAAAGGAGGAAGACUGUGGGAUAUCUUUAUACCGAGUAAGAGGGACAAAAGGGGCAAUAGGUAUGGUUUUGCUAGGUUCUUGGACGCCAGGGUUUAUCAAGCGAUGAAGAAGCAACUAGAAAACAUGUGGAUUGGAAACAGAAGGGUGAUCUUUAACCCUGUAGAGGAUAGAAGAGAAGAGCGGCGCAGAACGACUUUAAAGUUGUCAGAGAAGGCAAGAUGGCAGAGCAGCAAAAAAAGGACCACUUAUGAAGAUCACAUGAAGGCGGUUGGAGGAAGCAGACCAGAUUCAAAACUGACAUACGCUCAAUGCCUCAUGCAACACAGAGAGGGAGGAAAGCCCAGAGAAACAGGAAAGAAAGAACCCACACCAUCAGAGGCCAGAGACGCCCGGCGGAGUUUAAACAGAGAAUCAAAUAAGUUACAUGAUACUGGAGGUUUCAAGUACAAAAAGGUGAUAGAGGCAACAGGAACGGACAAGGUAGAAGAAAAGCUGAUGAAAUGUGCUGUCAGGAUGGCUUUAUCUCCUUCUAUCAUUCCAAGCCUUCCAAAGAUUUUCUUUAAUGAAGGAUUUCCAUCGAUCAAAAUUGUUCCAAUGGGAGGCAACUUGGUGUUAAUCGACGGUGAUGACUCGGAGAGUAUACAGGAGUUGGUAGAUGGAAAUCUUGAGUGGGUGUCUCACUACUUUGACCGGGUUAAAAUCUGGUCACCAUCAGAUAUUGCAGAAGAAAGGUUCGUCUGGGCAAGAAUUCAAGGGUUACCACUGCAUGCUUGGACUAAAGAAAACUUACUCAAAAUUGGUAACCAAGUGGGUAAGUGUGUAUUAGUUGACGAAUACACUCUCUCUAAGGAGUGUUUGGACGUAGCAAGAGUCCUGGAGAAUUGGAGAAAUGAUCCUUGGUGGCCGAAGAAAGUACACAACUCCAUCACUAAAUCAGAAGUGAGUUCAUCGGAGUCUAACCCCGGCGACAAUUUCGGCGAGUUCGAAUGUGACUGUUCAAACGGUCCAGAGGGAGGGGAAAUUCAAACUCCACUCAAAGAUGUCAGUGGCAUUAAUUAUCCUGACAAUUUGAGAGGCUCAAAGCAAGUUGUUGAGGAGAACAGGGAGAUAGGUGGCACACUGUCUAAUCAGGAGCGGGAGAAACAGAGUGAGGGGAACGAAGACAACCAAACAAGAAGGAACCUCAACAGUAACGGUAAAGUUCCAGCAACAAAAGAUCGGGUAGCCCAAGAAAUAGCCCAAUUUAGAAGCCCAAGUGGUAGCAAAUACAAAGCCCAGUGUGAUGAACACAAAUUGGGGUCGGGCAAGAAGGAGGGCAGCGAGUUUCAAGCUUUUGUAAGCCCAAUAAAAUCCCCAAACACUGCUACAGAAAUUAGAGUUGAAUCAAUGAAAUUGGUGACUGGAACGAAGCGAGGAAAAAGAAGGAAAGCAAGGGUUCAGCCGAUCAAUUUUGGGGGGGAGGUAACACAAGGCUCUCUAUUAGAAGGGGAUAUUGUCUGCAACAACAGAAGAAUCAAGGAAGGAAUGAUCUCCGAGGAAGCAAAGAAGGUGCUGGAUCUGGGAAAAAAGAUAAGGAUCGAUGUCGAAAAUCGAGAAGAGUUGAUUCUGGGAAAAUUCAUAAGAAUGGAAGAAAGAGACAAGCAGGGGUGUGGUCGAGAGAUACCAAGAUCAGGAGGAGUUCUUUGUAUUUGGGAUAAAGAUUUUUUUGAGAAAGUAACAAUGGUUGAGAAGCCAAAAGCCUUAGCAAUUUUUGGCUUAUGGGGAGAAAAGAAGCAAAAGUGUUGCAUUGUGAAUGUUUAUGCCUCAUGUAACAGAAACGAAAGAAUGGAAACAUGGACAGAGCUACUGAAGAUGAUUGAGGAAGGGGAAGGAUUCUGGUGCAUUGCUGGAGAUUUCAAUAGCGUGAGAUCAAUGGAGGAGAGAAGAGGAAGAUCUGAGCACUCCAGAUAUAAGGAGGACCUUAAUGAAUUUAUUGAAAAUGCAGGAUUGGUUGAUUUGCCAUUAACAAGAAGAAAAUUUACUUGGUAUAAGGGUGAUGGGUCAGCUAUGAGUAGGCUGGAUAGAUUUCUCCUAUCAAACGACCUCCUUAAUUUCUGGGGUGAUUGUUGCCAAGUUGGUUUAAACAGGUCGAUAUCAAAUCAUUGUCCGGUGGUACUAAAGAAGAUUAAUAGCGACUGGGGGCCAAAGCCUUUUAGGGCCUUGAAUUGUUGGGAUCAGCAUCCAGACUUCAGAAGAGUAGUAGAGGAGAGCUGGAAAUCUACAGAGGUGAGGGGAUGGAAGGGUUAUGUAUGCAAAGAAAAAUUUAAGCAUUUGAGAAACAGAUUGAAGAUAUGGAAUCUUGAAGUCUUUGGGAACUUUGAAAAACAAAUUGAUAUGGCAGAAGCUAAAAUCAAAGAAGUUGAUAGCAAGAAUGAAAUUACUGAAAUAUCAGAGGAAGAUAUAUUGUUGAGAAGGGAAGCUAAUAUCAACAAGCUGAGAAAAAUGAUUCAAGGCAUUCAUAAGGAUGGUUCUUGGGUGGAGGAACCCAACAUUGUGAAACAAGAAGUGCGAGAAUACUUUAGAAAGAUUUUUCAAGAUGAGCAGUGGGACAAGCCAAAGCUAGAUGGGUUACAAUUUAAACAACUCACCGAGGAGGACAGAAUCUGGUUGGAAAGGGCAGUCUCAGCAGAAGAGGUGAAACAAGCAGUGUGGGAAUGCGGAGGCGAUAAAUCCCCUGGUCCUGAUGGCUUCAGCUUCCAUCUUAUUAGAGCUUGCUGGACAGUGAUUGAGAAAGAUGUUGUUGAAUUUGUGCAGGAGUUUUCCAGAAACGGCAAGCUGGUCUUAGCAAACAGGAUUAAAAAAGUAUUACCCAAGGUGAUAAGUGGGACCCAAUCCGCUUUUUUGGGAGGAAGACAUAUCAUUGAUGAUGAAAUGAUGAGGAGACUCGACUUUGGUGAAAAAUGGAGAAUGUGGAUAAAGGAAUGUCUGCAAACCGCUUCAAUUUCGAUCCUCGUUAAUGGAAGUCCAACUGAAGAGUUCAAAAUGGAGAGGGGGAUCCGACAAGGAGACCCGAUUGCCCCGUUCCUCUUCUUAAUUGUUGUUGAAGGUUUAAAUGUGUUGAUUGAAUCAGCUAUUAGCAAGGAAGCUCUCAAAGGAAUUGAUGUAGGGCCCUUUGGUAUGAACAUUUCACACCUCCAGUUUGCUGACGAUACUGUCAUCAUGGGGAAGGUAGACCCCGACAACAUUAAAGCAGUGAAAGGGAUAUUGAGAUGGUUUGAGCUGCUGUCAGAUCUAAAAAUUAAUUUCAAUAAGAGUGUGCUUUACUCAUUUAAUGCUUCUGAUGAGUGGGGAAGAAUGGUUGCCGCUACCCUCAAUUGCAAAUCAGGUUCUCUCCCCUUUACGUACCUUGGGAUGCCUGUUGGGGAUAUUAUGUGUAGAAGGAAAGCAUGGAAACUAGUCAUUGAUAAUUUUUCCAAAAAGCUGGCAGUCUGGAAAGUGAAAAGCCUAUCGAUUGGUGGCCGAGUUACGUUGCUAAAGUCGGUUCUCUCUGCCCUCCCUAUUUACUUUAUGUCUAUUUUUAGAAUUCCAAAAGUUGUGCUCCAUGAUUUAGUGUCUUUACAAAGGAAGUUCCUAUGGGGUUAUACGGAGGACAAGAGUAAAUUAGCUUGGUUAAGUUGGGAGAAAGUGUGUAGGAACAGAAGUGAGGGAGGACUAGGAGUGCCAAAUCUUGACUAUAGAAAUAUUGCGUUGCUAGGGAAGUGGUGGGAUAGAUUUGGGAAGGAAGAGGGCAGCUUAUGGAAAAAAGUUGUUAUUGAUAAAUUCUAUGGAAGAGGGUCCGUGUGGGAUAUCAACCAAACUCAACUUAGGAAUGUGUCCACCCUAUGGAGGAAUAUUGUAGAAUUAGGAGAGAAGGGGGGAACCGAACCCCUAAAUAUUUCCUUCCCUCGAUUAUUUAACUUGACUUCCAACAAAGACGCCCUAGUUAUGGAAGUGGGGCAGUUUUCUAACGACUCUUGGAUCUGGAAAAACAUCUGGAGACAUGAUUUUAUUGGCAGGGAAAGGGACGAAGAACAGAGGAUCAAAGAGAUCAUCCUAAGAGAGCUAGUGUUAUCAUCCCAACCAGACCAAAGAAGAUGGAGCUUCGAUACCGCAAAUGGCUACACAGUGCGCAAGGCCUAUUCUUUGAUGGCUAGUCAAAAUAGAUUAGUGGAGACAAGAAUUUGCAGAAAGCUUUGGGGCAAAUUGAUCCCGUCCAAGAUCAACUGCUUCGGGUGGCGCCUUAUUUUGAAGGGACUUCUGAUGAAAGCAGGGAUACUAAAAAGAGGUAUCCAGCUUCAAGAGGAGGCGACUUUUUGCUGCAUUUGUAGAAAGGAAUUGGAGGAUGACGACCACUUGUUUGCCACAUGCCCAAAGAUCCAAAGUUUGUGGAUGAGAUGCUAUAACUGGUGGGGGAUAUCCCUAACGCUGCCUAACACAAUUUCUCUUUUAUGUGAAGCUCACAGUAUAGGGAUCAAAAAGUGGGUAAAUUCUGAAGUUUGGUUUCUGAUUUUCUUGGUGGUUGCAUGGUCUAUAUGGUACACAAGGAACUCUAUUAUACACAAUUCACAACAAUGGGAUGAGGAUAAAACUUUUGACUUAAUUCAAAGGAGAACAUUUGCUUGGAUAAGGGGAAGAUCUACUAACACUAUGUUUCCCUUUUUCUAUUGGUGCAAUUCCCCUAGUACAUGUGUCCAAGAAAUUCCCAAGAGGUAGAUUUAACAUUGAAGUUUCUCAGUCCUCACUUUAGUUUUUGGAACGAUUUCAUAGUUUGAGGAUGCUUUCAUUAUCCCCGAAUGUAUUCUCUAUUGUAUUUGCUAUGACUUUUUGAUAUUACGGGUUGAAUACCCCUUGUACUCCUACAUAUAAUAAUUUUUGAUUCAUCUA